This is a messenger RNA of Fusarium fujikuroi IMI 58289, 1278 nucleotides long. RefSeq lists its product as uncharacterized. The coding region runs from base 1 to 1278 and encodes 425 amino acids. The record is from RefSeq and is a predicted model, not a curated record. NCBI's taxonomy places the organism in Eukaryota, Fungi, Ascomycota, Sordariomycetes, Hypocreales, Nectriaceae. The transcript is spliced from 4 exons.
AUGUCGGCUGUUUCCGCCAUCACGGUCAAGUCCACCAAACAGUGGACUAUUGGCACCGAUGUACAAGGCUCCCAACGACUCAAUGGCGUGAGCUAUCAAGAUGAUGCUCUAAUUACAUAUGGAGACUAUCAAUAUGUCACUUUUUACGAAACUGCCCCGGCGGGAUACCUCAACCAUUUCGUGAAGGUGGGACGUAGAAAGCUUUCGCCCAGUGUCGGCGACUGGGAGUUUCUCAGUCUCGAUGACUAUAUCCAGAAGACGAUGGAUGGCCAUAACAUGAUCUCUAUGGGUAUCUCUGGGGAUGGAAAGAUUCACCUCAGCUUUGAUCAUCACGAUGUUCCUAUUAAUUACUGCAUCUCAAAAAACGGUAUCGCAAAGGAUGUUCCCUCAGAAUGGACUUCAAAUCUCUUCGGUCCUGUCGUCCAUGAACUUGUCGGGUCUCAAGGACCUUACUCGCCACUGACGUAUCCGCGAUUCCAGCCUCUAAGUAAUGGUGACCUUUUAAUAGAGUUUCGAAUUGGACAAUCCGGAUCAGGCGACAGCUACAUCCACCGCUACAGCGCAUCCACUGGGAAGUGGCAAGCCUACGGAAUGUACAUCCAAGGGGACGACAACAAUGCGUACAUUAACGGACUAGAUUACCUGGAUGGAAAGUUGUAUACUUCGUGGACAGUCAGAGAAACACCAAAUGCUGACACUAAUCACGGUGUUUAUUUUGCCUACUCGAAUGACGAUGGCAAGACAUGGUUCAACACGAAUGGUACGAAGUUAUCAAAACCGAUUUCAACAUCUGAUGACAGCACUUUGAUCUGGGAUGUUCCCCAGAACAGUCGUAUGGUCAACCAGGAGGGACAGCUCAUCGACACCAAAGGCCGAUUUCAUAUUCUGAUGAGGGACAUGUUGUCUGGUGAGCACCAGUACCAGCACUAUCUCCGAAAGACUGACGGAACAUGGACCAAGAAUGCGAUCAGCCCCGCUGGCCUCAACGGGCCUGACUUGUACGACCCAAGAGGCAAACUUGCAGGCGACGCGAGCGGAGAGUACUUGUUCGGUAUUCUUCCUGAUCCAGUGAAGCAAUCGACUGGCAUUUACGUCGCUACCGCUUCAAAAGACUUCAAGGACUGGAAGAGUCUGGCUGAGAUCCCCAAUACAUCGACCGAGCCCCUCUUUGAUAAGACAAGACUUCAUGAAUCGGGAAUUUUGAGCGUGUUUGUGAGACAAGCAGGCGGAUUUCCUGAUCGCAAGUUGCAAGUAUGGGAUUUUGAGCUUGACCUAUAG